Messenger RNA from Hippopotamus amphibius kiboko, 4286 nucleotides. It is a transcript of the gene ITGBL1, whose product is annotated as integrin subunit beta like 1. Gene Ontology annotation, biological process: cell-matrix adhesion; cell migration; cell adhesion mediated by integrin. Gene Ontology annotation, molecular function: integrin binding. The transcript is spliced from 11 exons. The coding region runs from base 233 to 1717 and encodes 494 amino acids. Gene Ontology annotation, cellular component: integrin complex; cell surface; focal adhesion. Lineage: Eukaryota; Metazoa; Chordata; Mammalia; Artiodactyla; Hippopotamidae. The record is from RefSeq and is a predicted model, not a curated record.
GGGGUUUGGUACCAGCACCACGCCCAGAGCGGUGCUGCUGCCCAAAUCCUCGCAGGCAGCUCAUCCACGCCCUUGCAGCUCGGGGUAGAGUCCCGAACCUGCACGCCUGGGUGUCCGUAGGUCUGUCUGCCCGGCCAUCUGCUGGUGGCACCUCUCCCCCCGCAGACUCCCCGCCUCCGGGGAGCCCCACCUUGCAACGGCGCUGCUCGCCUGCGCAGCCGGGAAACUCAGCAUGUGUCCCGCAGGCUUCAGGAACUUCUUGCUGCUGGCGUCCUCCCUUCUCUUCGCGGGGCUGUCAGCUGUUCCUCAAAGCUUCUCACCAUCUCUGAGAAGCGGCCCAGCCGCCGCGUGCAGGCUGUCCCGGGCCGAGUCGGAGCGCCGGUGCCGGGCGCCCGGGCAGCCCCCGGGGGUCGCUCUGUGCCACGGCCGCGGCCGGUGCGACUGCGGGGUCUGCAUCUGCCACGUGAGCGAGCCCGGCGUGUACUUCGGGCCCCUGUGCGAGUGCCACGAGUGGGUGUGCGAGACCUACGACGGGAGCACCUGUGCAGGCCAUGGUAAGUGUGACUGUGGCAAGUGCAAAUGUGAUGAAGGAUGGUCUGGGGACGCUUGCCAGUACCCAACGAACUGUGACCUGACGAAGAAAAAGAGUAACCAAAUGUGCAAGAAUUCUCAAGAUAUCAUCUGCUCUAAUGCAGGUACAUGUCACUGUGGCAGGUGCAAGUGCGAUAAUUCAGAUGGAAAUGGACUUGUUUAUGGUAAAUUUUGUGAGUGUGAUGAUAGAGAAUGCAUAGAUGAUGAAACAGAAGAAAUAUGUGGAGGCCACGGAAAGUGUUACUGUGGAAACUGUUACUGCCAGGCUGGUUGGCAUGGAGAUAAAUGUGAAUUCCAGUGCGACAUCACCCCCUGGGAGAGCAAGCGAAGAUGCACAUCUCCAGAUGGCAAAGUCUGCAGUAACAGAGGGAUUUGUGUGUGUGGUGAAUGUUCUUGCCACGAUGUUGACCCGACUGGGGACUGGGGAGAUAUUCACGGGGACACCUGUGAGUGUGAUGAAAGGGACUGCAGGGCUGUCUAUGACAGAUAUUCUGAUGACUUCUGUUCUGGUCACGGGCAGUGUAACUGUGGAAGAUGUGACUGCAAAGUUGGCUGGUUUGGGAAAAAGUGCGAGCACCCGCGUUCCUGCCCGCUGGCGGCUGAGGAGAGCACGAGGAGGUGCCAGGGAAGCUCUGCCUUGCCUUGCUCAGGAAGGGGUAAGUGUGAAUGUGGCAAAUGCACUUGCUACCCUCCGGGAGACAGCAGGGUGUAUGGCAAGACAUGUGAGUGUGACGAUCGCCGCUGUGAAGACUUGGACGGUGUGGUCUGUGGAGGCCACGGCUCGUGUUCCUGUGGUCGCUGCGUUUGUGAGAGAGGAUGGUUCGGGAAGCUCUGCCAGCAUCCGCGGAAGUGUAACCUGACGGAGGAGCAGAGCAAGAGUCUGUGUGAAUCGGCAGAUGGCAUCUUGUGCUCGGGGAAGGGUUCUUGUCACUGUGGGAAGUGCAUUUGUUCUGCAGAAGAAUGGUAUGUUUCCGGAGAAUUCUGCGACUGUGAUGACAGGGACUGCGACAAACAUGAUGGUCUCAUUUGCACAGGCAAUGGGAUCUGUAGCUGUGGAAACUGUGAAUGCUGGGACGGAUGGAAUGGAAAUGCAUGUGAAAUCUGGCUCGGCACGGAAUAUCCCUAACGAUCACAUGGCAGAGAACUGGAUUUUUAUUUUUCUAGGCCAUUAGAACAUAUAAAUGCAGAGGAAACCAUGUAUAAUCACCACUAGGACAGGUCAAACCGACCGUUGUAUGUUCUUCUAUUUCUGAAUGCCAGAACGAAAUCUGGGUACCCAUUAAAAAUCAGUUAAGCAAAUUCUGAUGUAAAUAAUGCCAGAAAGAUUUUUUUCUACCUUAAUUUAUAUCGGUGGUUCUCAACAAGGGCAACUUUGCCACCCAGAAAACAUUUGGCAGUGUCUGCAGACAACUUUGAUUGUCACACUUGGUGGGGUGGGAAGGUGUGCUAUGGGCAUCUAGCGGGUGGGCGCCAGGGAUGCUACAGACAUCCUCUGGUGCACAGGACAGCCCCCCACAGCCAAGAAUUAUCUGACUUCAAAUGUCAAUGGUGCCUGAGCUGAGAAACACGGAAUGCACAUCCUAUACGAGAAAGACCAAAGCAGAGUCUAAGGAAAAGAUAUAUCCUCACAAAAAUCCAUCGAUUAUAUUUUGCCAGAAUUUCCAUACGGAGACGUGAGGUAUAAAAACACACAUGAGGUAAGCGGAGUGGGCAGGAACUACAUCACCAGUGCUUUUGAAAAAAAAAUAAAACUGGCCAUUUUAGUCAUUAAGUCAUCUGUCACUUGUCUGCACUUUAAACUCACACAAAAAAAGACGCCCUUAAGAUUAAGGAAGAUGUUAUGAAAAAUGUACAGUUCAACAUUUUAAAUAAAUGGUGACAUAAGUUGCUUAUAUUCUGUGUCAGUAUAUAUUUACCUACUGAAGAUUAACCCCAAAAUGAAUUUUUAUUCAGGGGAACCUAUUUUCUGUUUUUAGAACAUUUUAAAAAACUGGGCAGGAGUUAUAUGUACAAGAAAUCUGAUUCUUUUACUGUUUAAAUUACUCCAUGGUAACUUGCCUUUUAAAAAGACAGCACAGAGUUAGAUAUACGAUGGGCCUGAAAUAUACAUUCACUUCUCUUAAAAAACUCUUAUUUAUAAGGAUACAUUACUUACUGGAAAAGUAGGACCAUGCAAAGAAAUCAAGAAGAGAUACUAUAAUAAAAAGUCUCAAAGGCUCAGAGGAGUUAAAAAAAAAUUCCAGAAAUGGCUGACAUAGAAAUUACAAGUAUUCACCCAAUAAUAAGAACAAAAUGUUUAUUUUCUUAAUGGUGAAAUUCUGCUCUGUAUGAAAUUCACAUUGAAUUAUGAAAAUGUACAAUAAUUCGGACUUCCCUUACAUAUUUACAGUUAAAUCUAGUUAUACACAUUAGUUUAGGCAACCUUUACUUAUUCAGAGCUAAUAAAAACCCCACUUUUUUUCUAAAUGUGAUUUAUAGUUUGUAAAAUCCUAGAAUAAUGUAAUAAAAUCAUUUCCCUAUUGUUUAAGAUGAAAAUUUUUACUUGGAAAUUUUACUUGAUGAUGUAAAUAUUCUGGAGUCAUGGCUUGGACUUUUCUAAGUCACAUCACCAAAAAUAAGGAAAAUAUGCAUCUGCUGUUACUUAAAAAUUUAAUAUUGAAAGUUAUUUAAGAGAAAAUUUAACUGAUGCUGAUUUUUAUAGUACUAACAGUGUUCUCAUACUUGAAGAGAUUUAUAAAAUUGUCAUCUCUAUCCUGAGAUUAAGGAGUGCAACCAUGUGAAUUGUUUCUCUAUUAUUAAGUAUGUCAAUUGAGAUAUCAGUUUUUACAAAAUGAGGGAAAUUAAGCAGUUUAGAAAUAAUACAGAUUGUACCCUUUCCUCUCCUCUAUCUAACCACUUUAAGCCUCAAACAAAUCUGCUAUCGUUGUUCAGUUGUAAUUCUGAUGCCUGAUGUCAUGAUGCACAAACAUUGGAAUUUAUUACCUUAUCCAGCCGUCAUGAUACAAAUGGCCUUCAGUUUCACCUCUUGCAGAACUCUGCUUUCUAUAAAGGACCAAAUAGUAAAUAUCUUAGACUGUGGGUAACAUACAUCUCUGUAGAAGAUUCUUGUCUGUUCACGUUUAAUACUUAACUGAAAAAAUAAAAAUAAAAAACCUUUUUCUGAGCUCCUGGGCCAUAAGAAACAGAUUGCAAGUUGGAUUUGGCUUGCAGGUGAGCAGCAGUUCGCCAGUGUCUGCUCUACUGGAACAGCCCUUAGCUUCCUGUCUCAUCAUGUAACCUGAGGUGUGUCUUCUUUUUCUUAUUAUUCUCUGUAUUUGUCAUCCCUACAACAAAAGUGCUGCUCUUUUUGUAUUUUCAUGUAAGAAAAAUGUCUUCAGAAUUUGUUUUUUUAUGAAAAAGUUUAAAUAUGGAUAAAUUACUGAAUUAUAAAGUUCAAAAUGUGAUUUGUCCAAAUUUUUUGACGAAGCUGUAAGUCUAUUACGUCCUCUAUAUUCUGGGAUUCAUUCAGCUAUGAAUUAUUGAACCAAAACAUAAUUAUAGCAUAAGUCACAGGGUAUGUAAACUCUAAUGAAUAUUUUUCAUUUAACAUAGAAAUAUUUUCUUUUUACCUCUUUCUGUCUGCUAUAACAGUUCUUGUGUGUGUUUAUGUGAUUUUGUCUCUAGCAAUGCAAACAUCAAUAGAUCUAUUAAGAAGU